This is a messenger RNA of Caenorhabditis bovis, 1368 nucleotides long. The record is from the annotation of a GenBank genome assembly. NCBI's taxonomy places the organism in Eukaryota, Metazoa, Nematoda, Chromadorea, Rhabditida, Rhabditidae.
AUGUUUGAUGUCCUUGAAAAAAUCACAUAUAAGAUUGAGGAUUUGUUUGCCAAAUAUAAAGCGAUUCGAUGGUUGCCUGUUCUUGUGGUGGCCGGCGCUUGUGGAUGGGGUUAUUAUGCCUACGUAUAUGAGCUCAGUAUAGUAACGGUCACAAAUUGGCCUCAAAGGAUACUGUAUAUAGUGGGAUUUCAUGUGCUUUUAGUUCUGUUCGUUUCAUCAUACUUUAAGACAAUAUUCACACCACCAUCGAAACCGCCGCCAGAGUUCUUUUUCGAGGGAGAAGCUCUUCAAGAUAUUGAGAUGAGUCAAGAUGACGAUCGAAAAUUACAAAUGGUUUUGCAAAGAUAUGCACAGCAGCGUAAUUUGCCGAUUCGAAUGAAAGGAUACGAUAAUAGUGUACGAUAUUGUGAGAAAUGUAAAUGUAUAAAACCAGAUAGAUCACAUCAUUGUUCAAUGUGCGGCCAAUGUGUAUUAAAAUUUGAUCAUCAUUGUCCUUGGGUGAAUAAUUGUGUCAAUUUUUCUAACUAUAAAUUCUUCUUACUAUUUCUAGGCUACGGAUUCGCAUUUUGCUUAUGGAUAUUCUUCACCGAUUUGCCGUACUUUAUCGAUUUCUGGCGCACCGAGUUCUCGAAUCAAAAAGUUGUGUCCAGCCGAUUCCACCUACUGUUUCUCGUGUUUGUCUCUGGAAUGUUCUCGCUAUCAUUAUCAGCCCUCUUCUUCUAUCAUCUAUGGUUGACAAGCAAAAAUCGGAGUACUGUAGAGUCAUUCCGAGCUCCUAUGAUUGACGGAAGAUUCGAGAAGAAUGCAUUCAAUCAUGGGAUUCGAGCAAAUUACCGAGAAGUCUUCGGAUCGCGGAAGGGAUUAUGGCUUUUGCCCAUUUAUUCCACCCCCGGAUCGGGUGUCAAUUUCGAGAUCGAAUGGGCGCGAAUGACGUCGUCGAGUGUGCCGAGAUUGCCACGCAUGAAUGAUGAUCCGCCAUUGGAUUAUGUUGAUAUUGAGCUUGAGCGAAUCGACGAGACCGUCACAACUUCUGUUGAUGAGACGAUGACGACGAAUGGCGGCAAACACAAUAGGGAACGUUUUGUUGAGAAUUUCGAGAUUCUUCUUCAACAAGUGUUUGAGAAAAAAUUUAAAUUUUUUUGCAGUCUCGGCGAUGGUGUUCGCUUUGAGAAAUGGACAGUGAACGAGGCUCUUGCUCAUCAAGGCGCUAUCAAUUGUCGAACCGGUAACUCAAUUGGUGCUCUCAGUUAUAAAUUAUUGGCCCAACGAGAGGACGAAGAAGAUGACGAUGAGAAGAAGACGAACGAUUCGGAAUCAGCGACUCUAUACAGCGAUGAAGAGGAUGAUCUGAAUAUUCGCGUCGUUUGA